GCGAUCGAGCAGGCCUUUGGGACUAGGGGACGCCCACUUGCGCCCAGUGCCGAUGUAGCCUGUUCCCUAGCAGUAGCCAGUGACUUGGGGUCCAAACCGGCGCUUCCCUGGGGUGUGUCUCUCCUCACAGGAUUCCGCACCCCCAAGCCCUACUUCUCCCCCCCGUUUGUGGAUCCCCGAGAUGGCGUUAGCGGAAACGAAACCGCCUGCAGGGAUGAUUCGGAUUUUGAGUCAGCUUACAGGUUAAACAACAACCCUUUUAGCUGGCCUCAGCGUACCGAACACUACCGCCUGGGGGGAGGCCGACUUGUACUUUAUGCCCAAUAAAUUUUCCACCUCACCUCGAGUCUGUGGGGUUUAGCCAACCCGCAAAGGUCCUUGGUGCCCCUUUUCUAAUCAGUUUUGAUGAUCAUCGUCUUGGCUUAGUUUUGUCAGUCACAAACAUCAUAAAACGGACUUAUCCAAUUGCAUUUGGGUAUUGGCAGCCACCCAUUUGCCCGCCAAUGAAGUAUAUCCUGGUUACUGGUGGAGUCAUCUCAGGCAUUGGUAAAGGGAUCAUCGCCAGCAGCAUUGGGACCAUUCUCAAGUCAUGUGGACUCCGAGUUACUGCCAUCAAAAUUGACCCCUAUAUUAACAUCGAUGCUGGGACUUUCUCACCUUAUGAACAUGGUGAAGUGUUUGUUUUAAAUGAUGGUGGAGAAGUUGAUUUGGACCUGGGAAAUUAUGAAAGAUUCUUGGACAUUAAUCUUUAUAAGGACAACAACAUCACCACUGGGAAGAUAUAUCAGCAUGUGAUUAAUAAGGAGAGGCGUGGUGAUUUCCUGGGGGAGACUGUUCAAGUUGUCCCCCAUAUUACUGAUGCUAUCCAGGAGUGGGUCAUGAAUCAAGCCAAGGUGUCCGUGGAUAGUGAUAAGGAAGAACCCCAGAUAUGCGUUAUUGAGCUGGGAGGCACUAUUGGAGACAUCGAAGGAAUGGCAUUUGUGGAAGCAUUCCGACAAUUCCAGUUUAAAGCAAAAAAGGAAAAUUUCUGUAAUAUUCAUGUCAGCCUUGUACCACAGCCCUGUGUUACUGGAGAACAAAAAACCAAACCCACACAAAACAGUGUCCGUUCGCUGAGGGGGUUGGGCUUGUCUCCAGAUCUGAUUGUCUGCCGUAGUUCCAAACCUAUUGAGAUGGCUGUGAAGGAGAAGAUUUCUAUGUUUUGUCAUGUGAACCCUGAGCAGGUCCUCUGUAUCCAUGAUGUUUCUUCCAUCUACCGAGUGCCUCUUCUUUUGGAGGAGCAAGGCGUGGUUAAAUAUUUUAAAGAGAGAUUGAACCUACCCAUCAGUGACUGUUCAAGUAAUUUGCUUUACAAGUGGAAAGCCAUGACUGACAGGUAUGAAAGACUGCAGAAAAUAUGCUCCAUCGCCCUGGUUGGUAAAUACACCAAACUCAGGGACUGCUAUGCCUCUGUGUUCAAAGCAUUGGAACAUUCAGCCUUGGCCAUCAAUUACAAGUUGAAUCUGAUGUACAUAGACUCCAUUGAUCUGGAGCCAGUCAUGAAAGCUGAAGACCCUAUGAAAUUCCAUGAAGCUUGGCAGAAGCUGUGCAUAGCCGAUGGCAUUAUUGUGCCUGGAGGCUUUGGACUCCGAGGAACGGUGGGAAAACUCCAGGCAAUUUCUUGGGCAAGGACAAAGAAGAUUCCAUUUCUGGGAAUUUGCCUUGGGAUGCAACUGGCUGUGAUCGAGUUUGCAAGAAACUGCCUGAAUUUGGAAGAUGCUAAUUCUACAGAAUUCGAGCCAAACACUCCAGUUCCGCUGGUAAUCGACAUGCCUGAACACAACCCUAGUGACGUGGGAGGAACAAUGAGACUGGGAUUAAGACGAACUGUUUUCACAACUGAAAAUUCCAUACUGAAGAAGCUUUAUGGUGACGUUCCUUAUAUAGAAGAAAGACACAGACAUCGCUAUGAGGUAAACCCUAACAUGAUCAACCGAUUUGAGAAGAAAGACCUUCGCUUUGUUGGUCAGGAUGUAGAUGGGAAGAGGAUGGAAAUUAUUGAAUUGACAAGUCAUCCGUAUUUCGUUGGUGUCCAGUUCCAUCCGGAGUUUACUUCUAGGCCGAUGAAGCCUUCCCCUCCAUACCUGGGGUUCUUACUUGCAGCAACCGGCAAUCUGAAUACCCACCUCCAACAGAUGAGCAGACUGUCGUACAGUGAUGCCUACAGUGAUGUCAGCGACGACAGCUUUUCAGAGGCAAAGCUAGCUGAACUGGAAAUCAACUGAAGCUCUUUAUGCCUCAGGAAUGACAGGGGCCACCUGAAGCCUCUGAAGUAAUUAUACUUAAGAUGAAAGAAUUAUCUGAAGAAACCACCACCCUGUUCCCUAGACACGGGCUAUGAAGAUUCAAAGGGAAUCGGAAAAUGUUUACUUCAUGAAAGAGAACCAAAGGGAUUCUUUUCUUUUCCCCCUAGAGGCAGCCUGUAGCGCUCACACAUUUCUGUACUUAAUUAAAUGUCAUUCAGCAG
Molecule: messenger RNA, 2506 nt
Organism: Microtus ochrogaster (prairie vole)
Lineage: Eukaryota; Metazoa; Chordata; Mammalia; Rodentia; Cricetidae
Gene: Ctps2
Product: CTP synthase 2
Biological process (GO): pyrimidine nucleobase biosynthetic process; CTP biosynthetic process
Cellular component (GO): cytoophidium; cytoplasm
Molecular function (GO): identical protein binding; CTP synthase activity
Source: RefSeq, a predicted model, not a curated record